Archocentrus centrarchus (flier cichlid) is the source of this 1539-nucleotide messenger RNA. Its product is annotated as interferon-induced protein 44-like. The record is from RefSeq and is a predicted model, not a curated record. Gene Ontology annotation, biological process: immune response. The transcript is spliced from 9 exons. NCBI's taxonomy places the organism in Eukaryota, Metazoa, Chordata, Actinopteri, Cichliformes, Cichlidae. Gene Ontology annotation, molecular function: GTP binding. The coding region runs from base 185 to 1099 and encodes 304 amino acids.
GAGACACCUACUUUACAGCACAACCACACAGUCAGAUAGACAAAAUGUUUUGGACUCGAUCUGAUGGAGUCAUCUCUACCACCUGGUUUGGAUGUGUCUGCUAAAAGAUCUUCAUUUCUAGAAGAAUUUACAGAAUUUAUUGUCUUUUCAGAUUGAUUUAUUCACAGAUAGUUGGAACAAAAACAUGUGGGGUUUUAAAAAACAAUGCCAGGGUUCUUCUCCUCCUCCCUCUCCUCCUCCACCUUCACCUUUUUUAGAGAAGCCACUGAGGAAGAUACAAUGGGAUCAGAAAGAGAGAGACCUGCAGCUUGUGAGAGAGUAUAAGCCUCACAAAGAUGUCCAGCAUCUCAGAAUUAUGCUUCAUGGACCACCAAAUGCUGGAAAGUCCAGCUUCAUCAACUCUGUCGACAGUGUUUUAAGAGGCAAAAUCGCAGCUCGCGCUCUGACAGCGAACAACUCUGGUCACAGUUUCACCACUGCAUACAGAACAUAUAAAAUUCAGAAAGGAAAUCCAGGAUCUUUUUACCCUUUUGUCUUCACUGACACCAUGGGUGUUGAGAAAGGCACUAACAGAGGAAUUCAUAUGGACGACAUCAAACUUGCCCUUAGUGGAUGUGUAAAAGAUGGUUACAGGUUCAAUCCCACAUCUCCAUUGCCUGAAACCGAUCCUAACUACAACAGUUCCCCCACUAUAAAUGACAAAACCCACGUUUUGGUUUUUGUUAUUCCCGCCAUCACAGUCAGCAUAAUCGAUGAUGAAACUGUGAGGAAGAUGAAGGAUGUCAGAUUAGCAGCUCGUGACAAAGGGAUCCCACAUAUAGCUCUGAUCACUAAAAUCGAUGAAGCCUGUCCUGAAGGCAAAGAAGACAUAAAGAACGCCUACAAGAGCAAGUUCUUGAAUGAGCAGAUGGAAAAAUUGAGCUCGAUCCUGGGUCUUCCAAUGAACUGCAUCUUUCUCGUGAAGAACUACCACACAGAAAUUGAGACGGAUGACAGCAUGGAUUCAUUGAUACUAAGUGUACUGAAAAAGAUCAUCGACUAUGGAGAGGACUACCUGAAUGACUUAGACUUAAAACCAACUGGAAAGGAUGGAAAAUGAAGAUGUAAGCAGCUACAGUUACUCUCCAGGUGUUCCUGAUUUGCCAUAAUUAGAAUCACAGUCACAACAACAUGUUAGUUUCAUUAGAACCUUUAUCAUACUGACUUUAGACUGGUUCUUAUUUUAUGUAACUUUUUUCCUUUGCAAACUAAAUUAAAAUUAACUGAUGAGUAUUCAUCUUAAGUUUUAUUAUCAAAAUUUCUGAAAGAAAAUCAGUACAUGUACUUUUUGUUCUUUGUUGUGUGUUCAAAGUGUCAUCAUCAGGAAGAAUUACUGAUACAUGCAUGUAAAGUGCUCUCUGCUCUGUCAUUGUAACCUUCGAUGUAAGACUGUCCUCUCUGAAUCAGUGCAUUAACACAGUGAACCCAAAUGUUCUUGAGAGAAGAUCAAAAGCUAAAAAGACACACGUGCACAGAUGGAGGAUCAGUGCAGAUGUGCUG